Messenger RNA from Cyanidioschyzon merolae strain 10D, 1314 nucleotides. Its product is annotated as photosystem II stability/assembly factor HCF136. The transcript has a single exon. Gene Ontology annotation, molecular function: protein binding. Lineage: Eukaryota; Rhodophyta; Bangiophyceae; Cyanidiales; Cyanidiaceae. The record is from RefSeq and is a predicted model, not a curated record. Bases 1 to 1314 code for a protein of 437 amino acids.
AUGACGUCAGUAUCUGUAGCGUUCACGAACGUUGCUGGCUUGCUGGCACACGGCAGCAAAAGCAGGUGUCGUAACGCGGAGGUACUGCGAAGCAGGUCAGCAGCAGAGAGAGCUAGCGGGGACCGUCAGCGGUGGCGUAUCUGCAUGAGCGACGGCGAGCGCGUACACGCCUAUACGGAAACUGUUGUUGAGUCUCAGCUUGGAUUCAGCGUUUCGCGACGAGCACUUUUGCAUCACCUAGCUCUUGGCGCGCUAGCUGUUGCUUUGCCGCGCAGCGGAGCGCUAGUUGCGGCACCGCUCGCUGAGACCGUGCGAGGCGCCGCCUGGAAACAGGUGCCGCUGCCGACGGAGAGUGUGCUCUUCGACAUAGACUUCAGCCAGAAGGAUCCUAAUCACGGCUGGCUUGUAGGGACUCGUGGCCUGGUCCUCGAAACGCGUGACGGAGGCGAGACCUGGGAACCGCGCGCUUUCGAGGACGUCGAGCGUGAGGAGGAGCUGAACUACCGUUUCUCGAACGUGAGUUUCAGUGGAGAUGAGGCCUGGGUCAUAGGUAAGCCUCCGGUUAUGUUGCGUUCGACCGACGGGGGCAAAAACUGGUCACGUAUUCUCCUCUCUCCAAAGCUACCCGGAGAGCCACUGCUGGUUACUGCGCUCGGUCCGAACUGCGCUGAAAUGGUGACCAGCUCGGGUGCCAUCUACGUGACGGAAAAUGGUGGUAUCAAUUGGAAGGCGCUGGUACGGGAGACUAUUGAUGCUACCUUGAAUCGAACGAUCUCCUCUGGUAUCACCGGAGCGAGCUAUUUCACCGGCAGCAUCGUUUCCGUGUCGCGCGAUGUUCACGGGAAUUAUAUCGCGAUACCUUCAAGGGGUAACUUUUUCCUCACCUGGGUGCCGGGAUCCGAUUUUUGGACGCCUCACGCUCGAUCCACUUCGCGACGCAUCAGCGCAAUCGGCUUCAUUCAGAAUGACGCUACCAAAGGUAUUUGGGAAACGAUCAGGGGCGGCGGUCUGGGGUUCACCAAGCCGAACGUGAACCUGAAUUCAACUGAGACGAUUGCCUUCGAUAUGGUCGAUUCUAAGACUGGUGGCUACGGUAUCCUGGAUGUCGCUUUUCAGGACGAUCGGCACGUCUGGGCAGCGGUUGGUGGUGGAAGCAUGUACCGCAGCGAUGAUGGCGGCAAAACAUGGCGACGCGAUCCGCUUGUGAGCAAAGUAGGCGCCAAUCUUUAUAAGAUCAAAUUUUUCGGCUCGCAGCGAGGAUUUGUCUUGGGUGCUGAUGGCGUGCUGCUCAAAUUUCAUCCGGAAAACGUCUGA